ACAAUAUUUUCAUAAACAAUUUUUAAGCUCAUUUAGAAGUCAGAUUAAACAUAUUUUUAGCCCUUCUAUUGAUAUUUACAACAUUAACUUGGUGUUUUGCACUUUUUUUUAAAUUAUUUUUCAUGAACACGCCGUUAUAAGCCUUUUUUUGCAGUCCAAUCAGCCACACCCUUUUACAUAAAUACAUAAAUAAAUUACAUACAUAAAUAAAAUAAAAUAAAUAUUGUAUCUUUUUAUAUUUGCAGAAGUAAAAUGUUUACGAUUACUAAGUAUUGGUGGCAUUAAAAAUGAGUGCAAACGGCUUCAAACUUUAAUAAAUUUGAAGCAUUUAAAUAAAACUGCUGAAAUAUACAUUGAUACAUAUAUUCUACAGUAAAUUCCCAUCUUUUCAUGAUUCGUUGCAUUCCAAUAAAGGUCAACGUUUAUUUCUAUGGGGAAGAAAAGUGAAAAAGCAAACAAAACAACAAAUUUUGAUAUAAAACUCUAAAUUUUUAAAUCUGUUAUUUUUAUGUGUAAUUCAAUUUAGCUUAACAGAACGUGUUGAUGUCUGAAAGAUAAAAAAAAACUAAAAACUUAUCUGAAUAUAUAAUUCAAAUAAACAUAAUAGUCAAGAGAGAAAAUCCAAUGUUUCCACAUUUCCUGAUGUUAAAGUUUAGUUUCUAUUUCAGAGUAGACUUGAUAAGUUAAUGUUUAAUCAAAAGUCUUGUUUUUUUAAAUAAAUGUUAGCUUUAAAAUAGUUAGUUUGAUCAGAAACUUGAUAAAUUCUGCAUCACUUUGUAUCUGUCUUUAAGAAAAAAAAGCCACACAGAAAAACAACACAGGAGGAUCUAAAACUUUAUUUAAAACUAAUAUAUUUCUCAUUUUUACUUUAAUUAUUUGCCAACUGUUAUACAUUCUAUUAACAAAUCAGAAUGAUUGAAAAAAAAAUAAGAAAGAAAAGUUUUUUGCCUAAGAGGGAGGGGGAACCAAAGUGAAAUAGUUUAAUAGAGUAUUUGCUGAUCUUUUAAAUAAUGUUUUAUGUGAAUAACCCCACUGAGGAUGACCUCAGCAGAGAUGUUUGAAGCUUUUUCAGAUGAAUGGGGGGGCGGUGGGGGUAAGAGGGGUGGCCAGGCAGCGUGGGCGUUGAUGCUUGAAUGGCGACGAUGGCUGAUGACUCAGGUGAUGUGUCAUACUCCAAGCUAUAAAAGGGAACUUUUACAUUUUGUCCACACAAACAUAAUCACACACACGUACCGUCCUCACACUGGACUCAGAGGGACGUUUGUUUACUACAGCCGCAGUACAAAGAUGAAAUUGAUCCAUGAGUCAGCCUUGUGUCUGCUGCGCCUGCUGCUUCUGGUGGAGCUGUUUGCCCGCUCGUCGGCUCAUCCCGGCCAGAACUUCUCCCUCUGCAGUGUGUUUGGGCCGAUGAUUCAUCAAGUGGACAAAUUGAUUAACUCAUCAAAAAGACUCCACGGCUUGACAGAGGAUGAUCUAAAACAUUUUGAGGGUAUGGAUCACAAGCUGGAAAGUCUACCUCAUAUACGCCACACAGCUGUUCACUUCUCCUCUUUAAAGGUCAAUGAGUCACUCUCUCUACUGUACGGAUACACCGAGUCCUUCAAGCUGCAUGUGGGCUGGUUAAAAACAGUGAGAGAAAAUUUCAGUUUGCCCUUUCAGUCAGAUGAGGGCGCCAUCAAUCACCUCUCACACCUGUCCAACCUAAUCAAUACAUCUUUGCACCAGAUCAAAGAAGAUGUUCCUUUGUUGCCCUCGUCGUCACCAUUUCCUGAUGUCCCCACUGCCUUUGAUGCAACCCGGCUUUCCGUGGAAAUCUCUGAGCAGCUGAAAGUCUUUUGCCGUUGGUCCAAACGGGUUUUACUGUUGUUCAGAAGAAGGUCUGGCUGCGGCAGACAUUAGGUUGAAAGCAUUCGAGAUCAAUGUUUGGCCAGCGCUUUUGAACGUAACCACUUAACUGAUGCAAAGCACACUUGUUCAGUUCAAUCUGCAGAUCAAAACACAACUUUUUACAUGACAUACUGACUGUCUUCAGGGAAAAAAAUAGUGAUAGGAAAUUUGAAGUAUAAAGAAACUAUUUUAGAAAGUAAGAAAGCUAAUCAGCCUUUUGCUGGAUUGCAAAGUUGAGUCAAAGUUUAUUUUAAUUAGCAUAUUAGCAUGCUAACAUCCAACUAGACAUUGCGGGUGUGACAUCACCCAUAAUUCCUCAGGCUCCAAGCCUAUUUAGUUUCCACGAUACGAACGUUGUCAUACUGGAGCCAGACGACAGGGAUAGGUUCAAGUCGGUCUGAGGCAACAUUUUUCAAUGGCAACAACUACUGUCACCAAUCAGGAGUAAGCUUGUACAAAGUCCACGCCCCUUCUAUUGAAAGUGGGCUGGGAGAAUCUGUCAAUCAAACAUUCAUGCUUUUACUGAGGCAUGUGAUUGGUCAGUUUAUGGUUUGAUUGAUUAGCGCUAAAGGAGUAAAUUAGGAUUAGCUAGAAGUUUAGCUAGCAGGUACUUCCUGUUUAGAACACGAGGGGGGAGGGAUCAAUUAGUAAAGUUAAAAUUACCUGGAACAACAUUACAGCACAUAUUUAACAAUAAUGGAAAAACAGCAAAUAUUAGAAAGAAAUUGGUAUAAGAAUUAUUUAGUGUUAGGAACAUUUUUGUUUUGACAAUCUUAGCUAGAACUCAUUUGUAUAUUUUCCACUUUAUAUUCCUCUUUAGCACAGUUUUCCUUUUGAAUAGAAUGUUUGACUCAAAUACAGCAGUUUUACUUGGCCACCAUCUGGUCUUUUAUGACCUAAGCUAAAUAUCGCUUCUUGAAAUAAGCCACACGUUCACCAGUCACGGUCCAUAUAUCAUAUUUUUGGGCUCUUGAAUAACCUUAUUUGACCCAACAGAAAUCUCAAUCAGUGGCUUUAAGGAGGCUCUGAACCACAUGACCAUUUUUGGUGUCAUAAGUGAAGUUUAUGUUGAAAAUAAUGUAAAUUAAACUUAGCUGAUAGUGAGAAAUAUGUUCACAUUAAGAUGUAAAUAAAUUAGAGGAUACAAAGAUAAAACUAGAAGAGCAUAAUCUGUACAAGUGGAGCUUCAUUUAGCAAAAAAUAUCCAAUCAAGUCUGCUGAUAGUUACACUUAAGAAAUGCAGUUUUGAACAAGUGAUUUGCUUUAAAAUCUACUUUAGAGGAACUUUAAGGUCAAUAAUAAUCAUUCAACUGUUUACAAAGAAGGCACUGUGCAGAGGUACCUGUUACUUUUGUUCUUCCUGAGACUGUUUACACUCACCGUGCCUGAUAAGUGUUUAUCUGUUUGAUGAGCUAAAUGACAAAAAAGAAAUCAAUUAUUUUUAACUGUUUAUUUAGGAUCUUAUUUAUGAGCUUUUCAUGUAAUGUAUUAGUGUUUAUUUGGAGAUGCAGGCAUCUCAUGUUUAUGUUUAUUCUUUUAUACAGUAUUUAAUAUGGAUAUUGAAGUAUGGUAUGUAAUCACUCAUUGAAUACUAUUUAUAAAGUUUGUAUUUUUUAUACGUUUUGAGUUAUUAAAGUUUUUUACAUAAUAU
Molecule: messenger RNA, 3538 nt
Organism: Oryzias melastigma (Indian medaka)
Lineage: Eukaryota; Metazoa; Chordata; Actinopteri; Beloniformes; Adrianichthyidae
Exons: 5
Coding region: 1039-1899 (286 amino acids)
Biological process (GO): positive regulation of cell population proliferation; positive regulation of MAPK cascade
Cellular component (GO): cytoplasm
Molecular function (GO): cytokine activity; growth factor activity
Source: RefSeq, a predicted model, not a curated record